Molecule: messenger RNA, 4585 nt
Organism: Camelus dromedarius (Arabian camel)
Lineage: Eukaryota; Metazoa; Chordata; Mammalia; Artiodactyla; Camelidae
Gene: IRF4
Product: interferon regulatory factor 4
Exons: 9
Coding region: 124-1479 (451 amino acids)
Biological process (GO): regulation of transcription by RNA polymerase II; immune system process
Cellular component (GO): nucleus
Molecular function (GO): DNA-binding transcription factor activity, RNA polymerase II-specific; RNA polymerase II cis-regulatory region sequence-specific DNA binding; protein binding
Source: RefSeq, a predicted model, not a curated record
GUUAGUUUCACUGCUUGAACGUGGGGCUUGGUGCGGCCCUCAACUCCGAGUCCGGGGCGAGCCCAGAGCGAGUGCGGGAGGCGGAUCCCGGGCGUGCGGGAGGACGGUGUCUGCGCACGGGGCAUGAACCUGGAGGGCAGCGGCCGCGGCGGGGACUUCGGCAUGAGCGCCGUGAGCUGCGGCAACGGGAAGCUGCGCCAGUGGCUGAUCGACCAGAUCGACAGCGGCAAGUACCCGGGGCUGGUGUGGGAGAACGAGGAGAAGAGCAUCUUCCGCAUCCCCUGGAAGCACGCGGGCAAGCAGGACUACAACCGGGAGGAGGACGCCGCGCUCUUCAAGGCUUGGGCACUAUUCAAAGGAAAGUUUCGAGAAGGCAUCGACAAGCCAGACCCUCCUACCUGGAAGACACGUUUGCGAUGUGCUCUGAACAAGAGCAACGACUUCGAGGAGCUGGUGGAGCGGAGCCAGCUGGACAUCUCGGACCCCUACAAAGUGUACAGGAUCGUCCCCGAGGGCGCCAAGAAAGGAGCAAAGCAGCUGGCCCUGGAGGACCCACAGCUGCCCAUGAGCCACCCCUACAGCGUGACAGCACCUUACACCCCACUCCCGGCUCAGCAGGUUCACAACUACAUGAUCCCGCCCCACGACCGAGGCUGGAGGGAGUUCGUCCCCGAUCAGCCGCACCCAGAGAUCCCGUACCAGUGUCCUGUGGCCUUUGGACCCCGCAGCCACCACUGGCAAGGCCCAUCCUGUGAAAAUGGUUGCCAGGUGACAGGAACCUUCUAUGCUUGUGCCCCGCCUGAGUCCCAGGCCCCCGGGAUCCCCAUAGAGCCAAGCAUAAGGUCUGCUGAAGCCUUGGCGCUCUCAGACUGCCGGCUCCACAUCUGCCUCUACUACCGGGAGGUCCUGGUGAAGGAGCUGACCACGUCCAGCCCCGAGGGCUGCCGGAUCUCCCAUGGGCACACCUACGACGCCAGCAGCCUGGACCAGGUCGUCUUCCCCUUCCCGGAGGACAGCGGCCAUCGGAAGAACAUCGAGAAGCUGCUGGGCCACCUGGAAAGGGGCGUGGUCCUCUGGGUGGCCCCUGACGGGCUUUACGCCAAGAGACUGUGCCAGAGCAGGGUCUACUGGGACGGGCCCCUGGCGCUGUGCAGCGACCGGCCCAACAAGCUGGAGAGAGACCAGACCUGCAAGCUCUUCGACACUCAGCAGUUCUUGUCAGAGCUCCAAGCAUUCGCCCACCACGGCCGGCCCCUGCCGAGGUUCCAGGUGACUCUGUGCUUCGGGGAAGAGUUUCCAGACCCUCAGAGGCAACGGAAGCUCAUUACAGCUCACGUUGAACCUCUCCUCGCCAGGCAGCUGUAUUAUUUCGCUCAGCAAAACAGCGGGCAUCUCCUGAGGGGCUACGACUUACCCGAGCACGUGGGCAGCCCGGAGGAUUACCACAGGUCCAUCCGCCACUCCUCCAUCCAAGAGUGAGGACCGUCAGGCCAGACACUGUCCUGUAAAUACCUGUCCUAGGACAGCUGAUGGAACCCCCACUUUUUCUUUCGGGGAACCCGGGGCUUCAGUUCAACACUUGAGGGGAACGUGUGGAAAAUCUGCCCCACAUGACUGACAGACGAAAGGGAGCACCACACCCAGCACCGUCUGCAGACCCCGUGCUGAUGAGAAUGUGAAAAGCACAAAAAUCAGCUUAUGUUUACUAAAGUGCCGUCUUCAGUUUGAUGUGGACUCUCUCUUGCUUGAAGUCUGAGAAAACCUUUACCAGUGCUGACCACCAAGGAAGGGUCCGAGAGCCGCGCUGUAUCUCAGGGAAGUAAAACCCGAGUUUCCGCCCCAGGAGAAAUGGACCAAUAUCUGGAAACAGACUCUGCCUGAGGGCAUCACUCCCGCCGCCUGCCCUCCGGCCCUCCCCAGGGUGGGCCCCAGGCCUCCUUGCGCAGACCCCCGCCCGCUCUCCUGGGUGUCCCUGAAGCCAGUUCUAGACUCAUUGCUAUUUUUUUGAGCCAAAGAGCAUUAGGGCUGCCCCUGAGUAGUGUAUUUGCCUGGUAACAAAUGGUUAAGACAUUUUUUGUUUGCCAUUUUGUCUCUCAUUCUGUAGAAAUUAUUGCUAAAACGUUUUCUUAAAGAGGGAAAAAAAACCAGGUGAAUAACGCAAGUACUAAAGAUGUAUUUUGAAACUUGAAUGACAUUUCCCCUCUUGUCCUGCUUGUUUUGUUUGGUGACCAGUUGUCCAUGACAACACUAGGGCGGGGCCGUGCUUGUCCGAGGGUGAGCCCUGCGGGGGGUGGGGGGGCUUCACAGAUGCGUAACUGCAGACUCAGUGCACCGUUUCUGCUUAUUUUGUGCAUUACAUGCUUCCUCAUGCCACUAAUGGUCUGAUGGGGCCUUAGAACUACGGGCUUUCCUCAAACACAUCUUUUUAUAGAACCACCAAGCCCCCCACUGGCUCGAAUAGACCUGAUCGCUUACUUGUCCCAUUUGGAAAAGUGCAGGUGUUUAGAUGGUGAUGCAGCCGCCGGUGUUUCUGUGCUACCAGGAAGUAACCGCCACUGUGUCAAGGCUCAGCAAGAGCCCUGCGCCUCCCCAGUGCGCACCGCUCUUCCUCGUCUUCACUUCUUCAUUCGUUCAACAGACAGAUUACAGCCUUUAUCCGAUUUAGUGAGCAGUGAAGCUUGGAAUGCCAUUUCUUUUUCUUUUUUGAAGGAGUUUUUAGUAAUAAAAUAAUACAGAUUAACUACAGAAAAUGUAAACAGCAUAAAAGAACAAAAAACAAAACAAAUCUUCCUUUUUUCCAGCCCAAAUCCUCCUCCCUAGAACUGUGCACAAGAAGCAUUGGAUUCUCCCAACACAUUUCACUUUUCUAUAAACUUACGGAAAUUGAAGAGCUCCGGGCUCACGACGCACUGGCUUCUGUGCUCCCUAAAUCCAGCAGUACAGAGUUACCUCGUUCUUCUCAGAGGGUUAGUGGGGACCCUUCCACGGGGCUAGGACACCCUGCGGGGGUCCCUCAGCCGCUCAGGAUGAACCUGUCUGACAGUAGACGGUGUUCCAUGGGCAGCAGUGACUGGCGCAUCUCAUAGAUGCGAGUGUUUGGGGUAUAUUACCCCGGGAGGAGAUGGGCGGGGGUGCCACUGUGGCUCGGCUGGCUCCCCAAGCAGACCCUCAGUCUCAGUCGGUAUUUGGACCCUUUUCUUUCUUUCUCCCCUUUUUAGUAUCAAGCUGCUUUGCUCUGGGGCCACCUUUCUGCAGAAUGCUGUUGGCCUGGGCCAGGCCCCUCUGGUCAGUGCACAUUCGUGUGUACUUUAGUUCGGAGAGACCCAGAGUGUGAGCCUGUAAGUGAACUAACCAUGCAGCCGGCCAGCAAAGGGUCCUGACAGUUGUCUCAGGACCUUGAGAAGGGCCUCCUUCCUUGACCCCAGACUGUUCUCAGCGGAGGGGGCUGUGGGUUUAGGUCCUUGUUCUGAAGAGCUUGGAGAUGGCAGGGAGGAAUGUGUGAGUCCCAGGCAGUCUUGUUCUUGGGAUUUAGUAAAGCUGUGGGCAGUGACUGUGUCCUCUGACCACUGCGGAGAGCUCGUAUGAGACCAGAGCCCUGGGAGCCCCUCGGUCGCUGGCAGGCGGGGCAGAGAACCAGCAGGACGGUCGUGUUUGCUGUGUCUGAGCCGGAGAGACUGCUUCCCCGGGAGAGGCUCCACUGCCUGCCAGGGCACGAGCCCACGACGGCGCGGGCGUCACAGGGACACAGCUGAGCCCGGCCGGAAGGAGAACGCGGCCUCAGGCUCAGGCGUGAACAAGGCUUUCCUUCAUGUCACUGCGUGUGAGCCUCGGUGCGGGUCUGAGGGGGCUUGUCUCAAGGCCGAGCAGAGUUCCAGGCGCGGCUGGUGCCUGUGUGGGCUGCACCAGUGAAGGUCUUUUGUUUGUUUGUUUAUUUGCAUCAGUCAUUUUUUUUAGUAAAAACCCAGAUGCAGUUCAACCCGCUUUCAUUCCUGUUUGGUCCCAUUUUUCCACUUCCCCACAGGUGAAUGCUUUCCGACAGUGGUGAGCUCCCUUAAGCUCUCUGUUCUCAUGGCGUGUCUCCCUAGACAGUCUGUAGCUAACUGGUGCCGACUAAAUGCAGCUCAUUUCGCACCUUGCCUUCCUGUCUGGAGACUGGCCGGUGGCAGCAUGGGCGACCGCACCCCUGUUGACUCUGGAUGAGCCGUCACAGGAGUGCAGCCCCUGUCAGCUUCCCUGCUGUCCACCCCUCCAUGUGGGGGAGGGGGUACAGCCAAUGUGGAGAAGACACAGGAGGCGUGGAACAGAAAAUAAACUGUAAGCUCACACUUUGCUUCAGACUCUUGGAGAGGAGCGGGGCCUGGCGGGCAGGGCUGGCUCCCGCGUCCCUCUGUGCAGAGGGAGAGGACGCGGUGGCCUCUGGACUUCACCCCAAGGCUGGGCUGGUUCAUCUUGCUGCCCAGUCCUCGGACAACUGUACGUGAUGCUGUCACGAAUUCUGGUGUAAAUCGCUUUUCAAAGCAGAUUGACAUUGGUGAUAAUCAUAUGUUUUAGGCACUUGACAAAUAAAGACUUUUUAAGAACACAA